AUGUCUAUAAAAUAUAAAAUAAAUCCUUAAAAAAACAAAGCAAAAUCUUCUAAAUAAGACGAAUAUUAAGUUGAAGAAAUAAUAGAUUCUCGUAUAAAUCAAAAAACUAAAAAGAAAGAAUAUCUUAUCAAAUGGGAAAACUGGGAUAUUUAAGACGCUACCUGGGAACCAAUUGAAAACCUAGAAAAUGUUAAAGAAAUAAUCCAAAGAUACGAGAAAAAGCUUGGAAAAAAGGAAACUGAGAAAAAGCCAACCUAAACUCCCCAAAACUAGAUUAAAAAGCCUUCAAAUAAUUAAGAAGAUUCAGAUGUAUAGAUAGUAGAAUAAAAGAAAAGAGGUCCUAAAUCUAAUGCAAACACUGAAAACACCACUAAUAAGCCAAAAAUGAACAAAUACCACAACUCCAGUGAAGAAAGUCAAGAAGAAAACUCCUCAGAAAAUGACAAAAAUCAACUAAAUACUUCUAAAAAAUCAGAACAAGACGAAGAGUAUGUUUUUGAAGAAUUUCUAGAUAAAAAAUCAAAAAAUGGUUAAACAUAAUACUUAGUGAAAUUUUAAGGGAAAAGAAAUUUCGAAGAUUUAAAAGAACUUAUUUAGGGAGAUUUUAAAACUGAUAAUGUUGAAAAAAUCGAAACUGAAAGAGAAUUUGAUGCCAGGAAUUUACAUUCGGUUAGAUUUGAGGUCUUUUGGAAAACUAGAGGGGACGGAAUUACACCUAAAUCUUCCUUUUUUUCCUAUUCUUAUUUGAAGAAUUUCUAUCCAAUUGCUUUGGUUGAUUAUUUUGUUUAAUAAAAAAUAAACUGA
Ichthyophthirius multifiliis is the source of this 804-nucleotide messenger RNA. RefSeq lists its product as hypothetical. Gene Ontology annotation, molecular function: chromatin binding. The transcript has 3 exons. NCBI's taxonomy places the organism in Eukaryota, Ciliophora, Oligohymenophorea, Hymenostomatida. The record is from RefSeq and is a predicted model, not a curated record. Gene Ontology annotation, cellular component: pericentric heterochromatin. Gene Ontology annotation, biological process: chromatin organization; negative regulation of transcription by RNA polymerase II.